Molecule: messenger RNA, 276 nt
Organism: Eutrema salsugineum
Lineage: Eukaryota; Viridiplantae; Streptophyta; Magnoliopsida; Brassicales; Brassicaceae
Product: auxin-responsive protein SAUR15
Exons: 1
Coding region: 1-276 (91 amino acids)
Biological process (GO): response to auxin
Source: RefSeq, a predicted model, not a curated record
AUGGCAUUCUUGAGGAGUUUUUUUGCCACCAAGCAAAUCAUUCGCCGGUCUUUUACUACUGAAUCAUCCACGCCGAAAGGAUUCUUGGCUGUGUACGUUGGAGAACAUCUGAAGAAGAAGAGGUUUCUUGUUCCGGUUUAUUACUUGAACAAACCAUCUUUCCAAGCUUUGCUGAGGAAAGCAGAAGAAGAGUUUGGUUUUGAUCAUCCAACUGGUGGUUUGAGUCUACCAUGCGACGAAGCUUUCUUUUUCACUGUUACUUCUCAGAUUCAUUGA